UAGUUACAGUUUGAUUGCCGGAAAAUUAAGAUUUCGUAAUGAGCAUUACUAAUUCUUUAGUGUCGCGUUCAUUCCUUCACAAUGAUUUACUAUCGAUGGAUAUGGAAACAUUUUGCAAUUGCAGUGGUUAUAAUUUUGAUAUUACAACAACAUACUCUAAUUACUAUAGUCAAAAUAAGAAAAUUCAAAGUUCUAUUAAUAUUCGAAAUGGUUUUGAAGGUCUCAAUGAAAACUAUUCGCUCUUCGCAAACAACGUGACAGAACCGAAAAAUUCGUUGGUAUGGAAUUAUGAUAAUUACACACCGGAUCCACCAGCAGUAUGUGGCGUGCAAAAUUCUAAUGCAAAACAUUGCGAGUUUAAAAAACUCAAUGAGAGUAUUGCGAGUGUUGAAUGGAAUUCCUCACCACACAAUUUGACAUCGGACAACAAAAAUUAUAAAUUUCAAUUAUUAACAAAUUCAAAAGGCAAUAAUUUAGACUCUCCUUUGGCGACGGAUAUUAGUGAUGCCAAAUUAUGCGGAGUUUCUGUAAGUAGUAAUACCCGUAAUGUUGGUGCGAAUCGAAAAGAAAGAACUGCGUUCACUAAAGAUCAAAUAAGAGAGUUGGAAGCAGAAUUUUUGCAUUCAAAUUACUUAACACGCCUCAGAAGAUACGAGAUCGCUGUGGCUUUGGAUUUGACAGAACGACAGGUCAAGGUAUGGUUUCAAAAUAGACGCAUGAAAUGGAAGCGAAUUAAAAUGGAUUCCCUAGAGCUGCGUAAUGUAGAUAAAAAUAACCAAAUAUUUAUUUAAGAUUUUUUAAGUUUUUUUUUGUAUUAUUAUUUUGUAU
Molecule: messenger RNA, 828 nt
Organism: Ceratitis capitata (Mediterranean fruit fly)
Lineage: Eukaryota; Metazoa; Arthropoda; Insecta; Diptera; Tephritidae
Gene: btn
Product: homeobox protein Hox-C10
Exons: 3
Coding region: 39-791 (250 amino acids)
Biological process (GO): positive regulation of transcription by RNA polymerase II
Cellular component (GO): nucleus
Molecular function (GO): DNA-binding transcription factor activity, RNA polymerase II-specific; RNA polymerase II cis-regulatory region sequence-specific DNA binding
Source: RefSeq, a predicted model, not a curated record